AAGAGCAAGCGUGCAGUACGAUUUUACUAUUGUGUUGCUUUUAUAGCGGAAACAAUAAAAUGCAACAAAUCAAUUCUUUGGAAAGGGCAUUUACAGUACUUACUUAUUUUUUAUCAUCAAAGGAAUUUUCACACAUUGACAAUCAAAAGUUUUGCAAUGAAUUAGAUGGUCCUUUAAUUGAGAACAUAGAUGAUCUUAUAUUACUGGGAAAUAAACAUGAGCAAACAUUGGGUGGUAUAGCCGACAGUCUAUUGCAAAUUGAAAACGAUCUGAAGUAUAAUACACACAUAUCUAUAGUGCCUGGGCAGCAGAAACCAAUGCUAGGACAGCCAUAUAAUUGCAGUGAUAAAGUGUCCGGUAUACUAUUUUGUGAGGACAACAGAUAUUCAAAAAACCUGCUUUUAAUAGGAAGCGGUAAAAGAUGGCAAUUAUUCGAAUCUGUUGAACAAUUGCGCAAGGACGUGGUCUGCACAAAAGAUUGCAUAAAAUAUAGUAGUCAGUUUUUCAUUGGCCUGAAUGAAAUGAAGAAGUUGUUUAGUGCAAAUUCAUAUGGGGUUCUCCUUGUUUUCAUAGAUGAAGAUGAUAUAGAGCAUUUUGUUUAUGUUUCGGAUGCCAAUGUGGAUGGAAAAAAAAUUGUGGCUACGGAUAUUCAAAGUAGUAUGACGAAUUUUAACUUGCCCGAUUUGGGAAAGAGUAAAACACUUGCGACACAGAGGAUUAAGAGUUGGAAAUUAUUUUUGAAAAAAAAGUACUAAGCAAAAUGCGCUUGCUCAGUUUGUCGUGGAAAUUUAAGUAAUCAAUUGUUUGUUAAAUGAAAUAUUGAAUUAACUAAAAUGUUGAUUAUCCAAAACUA
This is a messenger RNA of Anastrepha obliqua, 853 nucleotides long. RefSeq lists its product as uncharacterized. The transcript has 4 exons. The coding region runs from base 60 to 755 and encodes 231 amino acids. The record is from RefSeq and is a predicted model, not a curated record. Lineage: Eukaryota; Metazoa; Arthropoda; Insecta; Diptera; Tephritidae.